AUGCCUCCUCAAAUUAAGCAUGAUCUGAACCGCUCCGGCUGGGAGUCGACAGACUUCCCAUCUGUCUGUGAGAACUGUCUUCCCGAGAAUCCAUACGUGCAGAUGAUCAAAGAAGACCAUGGCGCAGAAUGCAAGAUUUGCACGCGCCCCUUCACCAUAUUCCGUUGGAAGGCCGAUCGAACCUCCCGCCAAAAGCGAUCCAUCAUCUGUCUCACAUGCGCGCGCCUGAAGAACUGCUGCCAAUGCUGCAUGUUGGAUCUAUCGUUCGGUCUGCCCAUCGUCGUCCGUGAUGCUGCUCUUAAGAUGGUCGCCCCAGGACCGGAAAGCUCGAUCAACCGCGAGUACUACGCACAGAAUAACGAGAAGGAGAUCGAGGAAGGCCGUGGCGCAAUCGAGGAAUACGAAAAGACAGAUGACAAGGCUCGCGAGCUGUUGCGCCGUCUUGCGAACAGCGAACCAUAUUACCGCAAGCCCCGACGAAUUGAAGCUCCUGCUGAGGGGGAUGAAGCAGAGCAAUCUACAGCGAACGACCAACCGCGCACAAGCAGCCGCUAUGGAAAUGGACCCGGUCCGAUUCGCACAGGUGAAAGCCGUGCCGGAAAGGCUCUUCCCGGCCGUGGUGGACGCGGUGGUGGUCGUGGUGGUCGCCCAUUCCCCAGCACUACCCAGUUGCCGCCCUCGGCUGCAGAUAUUCUUCCCCCAGCGGAUCCCAACGUCACUUCGUUGUUCGUUACAGGUGUCGAAGACGAUCUCCCUGAACAUGCCCUCCGCACAUUCUUCAGCGAAUUCGGUCAGCUCCGGUCGCUGAUUUGCUCUCACCGCUCUCACUGUGCUUUUAUCAACUACGUCAACCGCGCGGACGCUGAGACUGCCGCUCACCAUUGCCAAGGCAAGGCCAUCCUCCAGGGUUGCCCCCUGCGUGUCCGCUGGGGAAAGCCUAAGCCCUUAGACAACCUGGAUCGCGAGGAGAGAAUGAAGAAUGCCCGCGAAGGUCGCCAGGCUGUGGGAUCAGUUGGCAAAGGAAAGCAAGCGGAUCGCCGAGCUAUCACUUCCACCGAGGGCGCUCCCCAGGAAAAGGCUCAAUCUCAUGUUGUUGCACCACCGCCCGGAUCGGGUGAGGUUCAGUACGCCAGCAUGAAUGGCGAUUGA
Molecule: messenger RNA, 1149 nt
Organism: Penicillium paradoxum
Lineage: Eukaryota; Fungi; Ascomycota; Eurotiomycetes; Eurotiales; Aspergillaceae
Gene: slt11
Product: Pre-mRNA-splicing factor ECM2
Exons: 2
Coding region: 1-1149 (382 amino acids)
Cellular component (GO): U2-type catalytic step 1 spliceosome; U2-type catalytic step 2 spliceosome; Prp19 complex
Molecular function (GO): pre-mRNA binding; U6 snRNA binding
Source: RefSeq, a predicted model, not a curated record